Messenger RNA from Strongylus vulgaris, 579 nucleotides. NCBI's taxonomy places the organism in Eukaryota, Metazoa, Nematoda, Chromadorea, Rhabditida, Strongylidae. The record is from the annotation of a GenBank genome assembly.
AUGAGUACGUUUUAUGGCAACCCUCACAAGCAAUACAGCCCCAAUGGCAAUGAUUAUCAUGUGCAGUCGAUAAGCGGAGCUCUUCAGCAGCCUGCACAACUGCAGCAGUCUCAGUAUUGCUGCAAUGAAUAUUACGUGCAGUCGCCCUCACACGCAGGAGAAUCUCAGAUUCAACAGAUACACAUUUACAUGUCGCAGGGAAUUGUGCAGCGCGCUGUAGAUAACGGCCUCUUCGCCCUUGUAGGAGAUGGCAUUCACCAGCUGAACCCCCGCAGCAAACACGGUGCUGGAGUGAGGAUUGAAGAUGGACAAGUGUACACUGUUCACGGCAUCUGCAGAGGAGGAUAUGAAAUACCUCUACUUUUCGCGAUAAUGAGGAACAAACGAGAGCAGGAUUACGUAUUGAUAUUCGAGAAGUUAAGGGCCUUUUUGGAAGCAGCCAACGCGGAGUUAGCUAAUCCACAACUUCGCUUUAUAAUGGAUUUUGAGCUGGUUGGCUUCGAUAAACGCGGCAAAAACUGUGUUCCCGAGGUGCUCCAGCGAAGGAUGUUGUUGGCACCUGAGCCAUGCUUGGGUUAG